UCUUUUAUCGUUUGAUAUUAAAACCUUCACUUGCUUCUCCCUACUAGGGCAAAACACAAGGGUUUUUAUCCUCUCUCUAUCUCUCUCUCUCUCUCUCUCUGCACUCCAGCAAAAAGCCUUCCUUUCUCGCUCCUUGUCCUCCUCUUCCUCUUCAAGAGUAGGUUUUCCCUUCUUCUUCUUGUUGGAAAUGGCAAGUGCUCAGCUCACCGCGUCCUCGAUUUCCGCGAGGAGUUUUCCGGCGUUCGAAGGACUCAGGCCAUCGUCGGUGAAGUUCGCGGCGGCGGGGCAGGUGAAGUUCGCCGGAAUCAACCAGAGGUCGUCCUUCAGAGCUCUCGUCGUCCAAGCUGCUACCGUUGUUGCGCCCAAGUACACUUCCAUCAAGCCUUUGGGUGACAGAGUUCUCCUGAAGAUCAAAUCUGCGGAAGAGAAGACUGAGGGUGGGAUAUUGCUUCCAACCACAGCUCAAACAAAGCCUCAAGGAGGUGAGGUGGUUGCUGUUGGAGAGGGCAAGACAGUUGGGAAAACUAAAGUGGAUAUCACUGUAAAGACUGGUGCCCAAGUUGUUUAUUCCAAGUAUGCUGGAACAGAGCUGGAGUUUAAUGGCGCAAAGCAUCUUAUAUUGAAGUACGAUGACAUCGUUGGUAUUCUUGAAACAGAUGAUGUCAAGGAUCUCAAGCCCCUUAAUGAUAGAGUAUUAAUCAAGGUUGCUGAGGCCGAGGAGAAGACAGCAGGUGGCCUGCUGCUGACUGAGGCAAGCAAGGAGAAACCCUCGAUUGGCACGGUAAUUGCAGUUGGACCUGGUCCUCUAGAUGAGGAAGGGAACAAGAAACCAUUAACCGUCACUGCAGGAAGCACAGUUAUGUACUCUAAGUACGCAGGGAACGACUUCAAGGGUAAAGAUGGCUCUGACUACAUAGCUUUGAGGGCUUCGGAUGUUAUGGCCGUACUCUCGUAGUUGCCUGAUAGAUGUGCUCAAUCUUUAGUCUGAAUUUUGUGGCGGAUUUUGUUCAAGGCUUAUUGUUUCAAAUGUAUCUGAAAUAUAGAUCCUUUUUGGUAUAAUGGUUGAGUUUUUGACGUUUUUUUCCUCU
This is a messenger RNA of Morus notabilis, 1088 nucleotides long. RefSeq names its product 20 kDa chaperonin, chloroplastic. Gene Ontology annotation, cellular component: chloroplast; mitochondrial matrix. Gene Ontology annotation, molecular function: protein folding chaperone; ATP binding; protein-folding chaperone binding. The record is from RefSeq and is a predicted model, not a curated record. Gene Ontology annotation, biological process: positive regulation of superoxide dismutase activity. The transcript has 6 exons. Bases 188 to 955 code for a protein of 255 amino acids. Lineage: Eukaryota; Viridiplantae; Streptophyta; Magnoliopsida; Rosales; Moraceae.